AGAUACAUACAUAGAGAGAGAGAGAGAGGAAAUUUUUUGGUUCUUGCUGGGAGGAAAAGUAAUGGGUGAUGGGCAUGCGUCUUGUUCGAGAAAUAGUGAUAAUAAUAAUAGUACGGAAAUACCGUUAGCGACGGCGUCGGCGAUGUUUCCGGGGUUUCGGUUCUCGCCGACCGACGAGGAGCUAAUAUCGUACUACUUGAAGAAGAAGCUCGAAGGGAGUGAUCGGUGCGUUGAAGUUAUCUCCGAGGUUGAGAUAUGGAAGCAUGAACCUUGGGACUUACCAGCAGUGAAGUCUGUGAUUCAAUCGGAUAACGAGUGGUUCUUCUUUUCUCCUCGAGGAAGGAAGUACCCGAAUGGAUCACAGAGCAGAAGAGCUACAGAGUCUGGCUACUGGAAGGCCACAGGAAAAGAACGGAAUGUGAAGUCUGGUUCGAAUGUGAUUGGAACAAAAAGAACCUUAGUGUUCCACACUGGUCGUGCACCUAAAGGACAACGGACACAAUGGAUUAUGCACGAGUAUUGCAUGAAUGGGAGAUCUCAACCUCAGGAUUCAGUGGUAGUUUGUCGCCUUCGGAAGAAUAAUGAGUUCCAUUUGAAUGAGGCUCCAAGAAAUCAGAUGAACAAUUCCAAUGCCAAUAAUAGUACGACAGCUUUAUCCGGGGCAGAUCCUGCUGGGAGUUCGGGCGGGGUAAAUGCAGGGGAAAGCUGCUCAAAGGAGUGUAGCAGCAGUUUCAAUUCUCACUCGGUUGAGCAGAUUGAUUCCGAUUCUGAUUCGGAUGAAAAGCUGGUUAAUGAAAUCUCUCUACACCAUCCGCCCGGGCAUCAAAAGGACUUUUUCGACGCAGAAGACUGGUUUGCAGACAUAAUGAAAGACGACAUUGUUAAGCUCGACGAUUCUUCGCUCAAUCCCUGUCUGGAUGCCUUGCCAGCAGCUACCACUACGAAGCCCGAACCAGAACCACAGCAAAACCAGGCGACGGCUGCUCAAGGCUUUACACCCGACCUGUUCCCCUUUCAAGGCACAGCAAACCGGAGGCUUCGACUGAGAAAGGAAGCUGCUCGAGGCGAGCCAUUCCAACUUGACAAGCAACAGCUGUUGCCGAGGCGUUUAGUUAGCAUGAUGUCCCGGGGGAGGAUAAAGCACUGCUCGAUUUAUGUAUGUUUCCUCAGCCUUAUAAUUCUGCUGUUUUGCUGUUCUGGUUUGCUUCUUCGUUUGGAGAAUCUGAUGAACAAGUAAAUGGUUUAGAUGUCUUCUGCUUCUAAGGAUGAAGGACAGACAUAAUAGAAAUGUGCUUUUCUAUAUAUGAUAUAGUCAGCAAUUGAUUAACAUAUGACUGUACAUUAUAUUACUGUUCUUUGUACUUGUAAAUGUAAUUCUAAUCUAAAUGGUAAGAGAUGAUCCUUA
Molecule: messenger RNA, 1405 nt
Organism: Ipomoea triloba (trilobed morning glory)
Lineage: Eukaryota; Viridiplantae; Streptophyta; Magnoliopsida; Solanales; Convolvulaceae
Product: NAC domain-containing protein 89-like
Exons: 4
Coding region: 62-1237 (391 amino acids)
Biological process (GO): regulation of DNA-templated transcription
Molecular function (GO): DNA binding
Source: RefSeq, a predicted model, not a curated record